This is a messenger RNA of Physeter macrocephalus (sperm whale), 7305 nucleotides long. Its product is annotated as KIAA0408 ortholog. The transcript has 6 exons. The record is from RefSeq and is a predicted model, not a curated record. NCBI's taxonomy places the organism in Eukaryota, Metazoa, Chordata, Mammalia, Artiodactyla, Physeteridae. The coding region runs from base 2271 to 4355 and encodes 694 amino acids.
GCUCUUUCUGUAACACCCUUGGUUAAAUCUGCAACUACCUCUUGAUGUCUUAAAUCACUUCACUCUUCCUAAGAAGUUUCAAUGUUAAAUACCUGCUAGUCAGCAGGAUAGUUGCAGCUCACAGUUAAUUACAUAUACUUUAAAGCAGUAUGCAGUCUCUGAAAAUUAGCACUGUCUGCAUUUCCUGCGAAUAGUUGUUAGGUGAACCUAGAAAUUAAUAAGUAAUCAAGAUCGAUAACAGAUUCACCAAAACACAAAAUUCUGUACAUUCUUUACUAUCUUCAUUUUGUUAUGUCUCCAUCGACACAUUUAUUUUGGGGCAACUUGCAUUUGCUGUGGCAGGUACUUGUGGUCACUCUCUCAUAGGAUUGGAUGGUAGCAAAAGGAAGAAAGGAUGACAGAGAGGAUGGAAAAUGAGAUUAGAAAAAAGGCAUGGCUGAGUGGAUAAAAUGAGACGUGAUAGUGCUUUUAAUGGCUAAAUCUGAAAUUACUUGUUUUUCUUGACUGCAUUAGUCAUAGUUUUGUGGGUGCCAAAGAAAUAGGUAAGAAUGAUCAAAGUAUCUGUAGCAAAAUUUUUGAGAGAAGAGUAACCAUAUAGAUCCGAAUAUUAUUAGGGUGUUUUUGAGGGUGGAGCCCUGCAUAUAGCACUGACAUUUUAAAAUCCUUAUUAGUCUAUUAUAAUUCAUUAAUAGAUUGCAACUCAAAAAUACAUGUUUGGAACAGUUUACCACUUGGAUAUGCAUGUUCAGAGCAGUCUGACAAAAAUCAAAUGUCUUCAAUGUUUAUCUUAUACUUGGAAUAUAAAAUAUGCGGCCGUCUUCUAUGACUGCAGAAUGGGGCUUGCUUCCUGUUUAUGUGGGCUUUAUUAGACAAUGCCAGAACCCAGGCAGCUACUGAGUCUCGAGAACUUUGCUCAAAAUUAGCAUCAGCUACCACCUGGUAAGUUAAGGCAUUUUAGUCAUGGCCAAAUUAGCUUUUUUUUGGCCAACUCUUUAGCUUUUUAAAAGCUAAAGAGUUAAGACUUCUUAUAGGCGUGAUUAUCUUAGAAGGAGAUUCAAACAUUUUAAAUGCGCUUUUCUACCCAUUAAGAAAUGUAUCUGACUUUAGUAAUAAAAAUAUUCUCAGUGGAAGUCAGCACAAGAUUUUUUAAAGCAAAAAAUAGGGGAAAUUUUAUAUUUCUCAAACCAAUUUGCAGUCCAUAUGUCAUUUAACCUUGUAAUAACCCUGUGGAUAUCCCCCAUUUUAAUAUAAAUAAACUAAAUCUCAGAAAUUUUAGGUGAUUUAUAACAGAGUUACCAAUCAAGUAUUUUAAAGUGCAUCUUCAGAUCCUGAAUACACAUGCCCUAAAUGCUAGAAAUCUAAUUAUUUCAGUCACUCCUUAAUAUGAUCAAGAAUUUCCCUGCAAACUGAUGAAAACAUUUUUUUUCAUUUCUCUGUAUUCAGUAUCAGAAGAUAGGUUCUGAUAUAUAGUCUGUUAGAAGGAAAAAAGAGCAUGGAUAAAUGUUAACAUAUGGCUUUCAGGAUAAUUUUGCUGCUUUUACAUUUAACUUGAUAAAAUAAAAUAAUGACAAUUUUUUUUAUGCUUUAGUUUGGUUUCUUGCUGAUACAUCAGUCCCAGACUUACUACCAACGCUGGGGUCUUAUUGACACAGUAAUCAUGUUUGCCACAAGCUUGAACUCUGAGUGUAAAAUUGAGAUUGUAGCCCAAUACCGUCUCAGGACUUUAAGUCACAGAAAUGUAUAAUCUGGUUGCAUCAGAACAGAAGAAGUAAUUCUAUUGCAACAGAGUCUACCACAGUUGUGUAGAUGUGACGAAACAGUUGAAUUUCAUACUUCCACUCUUACAUAGUCAUGAAAAAUUCUAUGUUUAGAUUAAGUGGUUAGUUAAAAGAAUACUUAUAUCUCACACAUGCAUUUAACAAUCCUGUCCACUGUAAUUUUACUGUCUGGUCUCAGAAAGGGGAAGAAGAAAAGUUUGGAUGAUACUUUUUUCGUUGUGUUAGUUUCUCCUUAGGCAGAUAUUUUUGUCAUCUCUUCUUUUGAGUCCAAUUUUCCUAAAGUUUGUUUAUGUCAAUGGCUCUUGACAAACUGAUAAAAUGUUUCCAGAAAGCACAUGGAUUUGGAACUCUCUCUUGUUAUGUUUAUAUUAGGCUUUAUUUUAAAGGCAAGUGAGACUACUUCAAAUAAAACAACUCCAAGCUUCCAAGAAACAGUUAAGAGAAGGCAGAGACGGGCAGAAACACCCCUUCACAAACACUCACACGGUUGCCAUGGACCUACAUAAGCAGUGGGAGAACACAGAGACUAACUGGCGCAAGGAAAAGAUGGAAUUACUGGACCAGUUUGACAAUGAAAGAAAGGAAUGGGAAAGUCAAUGGAAGAUCAUGCAGAAGAAGAUAGAAGAGCUCUGCCAUGAAGUAGAGCUUCAGAGGAAAAUCAACAUGAGUGAACGUGCGAUUAUUGAUCUUGAUCGUGAAAAGGCCAUUCAAGACAAAAUAAUGGAAUCUUCUCCAAAUUAUCCCAAUUCAAGACAAUGUGAAUUUACAGGGAUGAAACACAGGAAUGGUCUGGGAAAAAAAGGUAAAACAGGGCAGAGCUUACUCAGUGAAAGAAAUCAACUGUGUAAGGAACAAAAAACAAUCAAAAAAUCAAAAGUAGGGUUAAUGGAUUCUAUGGCCACAGACAACCAAAAGGAAUGUGAGACCCCGCGUGACCUGAGGACUUCUGAGGAAGAGAACAAGAGCUGCUCUGGCGCCCUCAACACAGCUCUUGAAGAACUUGCCAAAGUUAGUGAAGAAUUAUGCAGCUUUCAAGAGGAAAUUCGAAAGCGUUCUAACCACAGAAGGAUGAAGUCAGAUUCUUUUCUCCAGGAAACACCAGCUGUAAUUAAUAUGCCUUAUGGAGAUCACAUGAUCAACAACAACCAGUGCAUUACUUCAACCAGUUUAGAAAAAGAGAAAAAGAAAAAUAGAAAGAAUCUGAGCUGUACUGAUGUUUUCCAAAACAAUUCUAAGAAAAAAGGUGGAAUUGAUACAACUGAUCCGCAAAGAAGUGAAACCCCACCAGUUCCUCCUCCAAGAAGUACAUCUCGAAAUUUUCCCAGCUCACGUUCUGCACAAGCCCAUGAAAGUUUGAAGGAAAGUUCAGACCACAACGGCUGGGUGGCCCAAGAAGGUCAAGGCAGAAAGAACCCUCAUUUCCUCUGGAUGCACGACGAGAUGCCUGCGCUGUGUCUAAAUGAAGGGAAGACUUUGAAAGAUGGUAUCACAUUUUCUUCUUUGGCACCAGAAACCAAAAUAGAUAAAAAGCCUCCAUGUAAUGAAAAUGUUGGACUUACCAUGUGGUCAUGCGACACUGGGAUGGGUGCCAAAAAUAGCCUCUCUACACCAUGGUUUCAGAAAACCUGCUCUAUUCCCAAUAAGCCAAAAUAUGAAAAGGUGAUUCCAGAUCACCCUGCUAAAUCGCAUCCUGAUCUUCACAUAAGCAAUGUCUGUAGCUCCUUGGUGACACAGAGCAGCGGCCCACUGAGAAGUUUCAGUUGUGGCUUUGAAAGGACUAUUAGGAAUGAAAAGCUGGCAGCAAAGACUGAUGAAUUUAACAGAAUCGUAUUUAGAACAAAUAGAAAUUGUCAUGCAGUACAGCAAAGUCGAAGCUACUCAGAACCAUCUGAAGAUCUUCAGCCCUGUGAUACUUUAAUUUCUUGCACAGGUAACAUCUCAGAAAGUGACAGUGUUUCUGACAUUCUGAAAACCAGUGCCCCCAUGCCUGUGCCCAGGGAAAAUGUGCAUGAUAAUUCCACCAAAAAACCCACAACAGGCCUAUUCAGACAAAUGCAGGAACACAUAAGCCCUAGCAGUUACCGGAAUAUGCUCCACGAGCAUGAUUGGAGACCAAGUAAUUUGUCUGGCCGACCAAGGUCAGCUGAUCCCAGGUCAAAUUAUGGUGUGGUGGAAAAGCUGCUGAAAACCUAUGAGACAUCAGCGGGGUCCUCAUUGCAAAAUUCUAAAUGCUUCCAGGCUAAUUGGACCAAGUGUAAUUCUGAUGUCAGUGGUGGAGCCACAUUAAGUCAGCAUUUUAAAAAGCUCCAAAUAGAACAAGAGCUUCAGCAAAAGCCAGCUAUGUGUGGAGCACAGCAAGUGAAGCAAGGAGCAGAUCGGAAAAAGGUAACUGAGGAGUCCGUGGCAGUGAAAUUCUCACAUGGAAAAGGAUUUUCCCGACCUGCUAGACCAGCAAAUCGCCGUCUCCCGUCCAGUGAUCUUCACCAAAAUUCAUCAUUCAUGAUAUGUAUGAUUUCAGUUCUUCCAAGAGAUAUUAUUCAAGAGGUCAUGAAGUCUCACUUUAUGAAAAUAAUUUAACUUUUGAUGCUUAUGCUCUGAUAUUGUAUAACUUUUGUAUGUAAGUCUAAAUGUUAAAGGUAAAACCCAGUAAGUAUCCCAAUAAGUAUCCAAAGCAAUUCUCAUCUAUAGCAGCAAUUGAAUCCUGACCUCUUCAAUCUUCAAAAGAAUCACAGAACAUGUUCACUCUAUAUGACUCAUGUGUACUCCAGAAUAAAUGCACGCAUUUCCCUUGGUGCAUGCAGUUAUUUCCAAUUUAUAAUUUCACUCUAAAAUUAGUUGUGUCCCAUCAAUUUCUUUUUGAGGCUUUAUUCUCCAAUUAAAUUAUUUACUCAUGUAAUUUUAUAAAAAUCACUGAACAAAUUUAAUCCAGCUAUUUGGGAUCUGCAUGUUUUUUUUCCACAUAAUGCUAUUCAGCCUCAAAGUAGCACCAAAUUAUACAACCUGAACUGUAAAAUUUUUUAUUUCAGUCUUUGCAAGAAAUUUUUGUGUUAAAAUUAACCCAGUAAAAGAUUCCCUGAGUUAAUGAUACCUAGAGUGAAAGAGUUAAUUUGCAAUGAAAGCCAGAAAAACUUAUUUUUAAAAGGAAGUUAUAUAAAGGAGUAAAAGGGGACAAUAUUCCAUCUCUAUAUGUUUAAAUUCAGGAGGUAAAUCAUUGAGAAUAAAGAUUCUUCCUGGGAAAUCCCAGGCAAGGAGAGAGGAGCUGAGACCAGGCUUGUCACCAUUUCAUUAUGACGGAAACUGGUGGUGGUGUAGCCCAGUGAGCCAAAGCUAAAUGAACUCAUGACAUUUUCAACACAGCAAAAGCAACCACUAGGCUUUCUCAGGCAAACUGAGGGCCUGGGAAAAGUACAAUAUCAAGGACUCCAGGGUGGUUGUUCUCAGGAGUCAGACAGGUGUACAUCUUCAUGGAGAUUCCUCAUAAAGCAUCAGAGACCUGACACUGAAUCCAGGGCCAGGGUAGGAAUGAAGUAUCCAGAGGAGGCAAAUAGCAAGAGCAAGAUACUAGAUCAAGAAGCCUAGUCCUGGGAACCAGCAUGUAGGAAAUUUAAGAGAUAAAACUAGAGGUUGGGAAGGAAAUUUCCAUUGGAAAUAGGAACGGAGAGGUUUUCACCAGCGUACCAGAUCUUUACUGAAGUUGGGAGCCAAGAAGACUUGCGUAGCAAGUGAAGGACCCAUUUGUAGGGAAUUAAGAGUGUAACCACCAGAAACUAAAAUAAAUGGAGGAUCAGUGCAACUUGAGCUCUGAUUUUGAAAGACAAGUGAAGGUGAUGAGGUAUGGACUGAUGUUCUCUUCUUUUCACCUUCCUUUUAUUGUCAUUUUCCUGUGACUCUGCUGCCAGAAUCUAAAAUUUUACCUAGAUAAUCUCAUAAAUAAAAUAAGCCAUCUGUAUCUUCACAUAAUAGACCAUAAGAGCAAAACUAGAUACCCCAGAAAUUGAAAGUGACAUUUUUCUUCAAUAAAAAAUAAAAAUAGGCACAUCAUCAAAGAGUAACACCAUUUUUAGAAGAACUUCUUAGAAAAUUACUGUAUAUAUGAAGUGGAUCAGCAUAGGUAACACCCAGAUUGCACCUGAGAAUAGAAUACAGUCUUAGAGAAAAAGAAAUGCAAUGUUAUUAUAACUAAAGAAGGUGAAACGUAAUCAACUUCUCUGAGCUCUGUCUGAAUGGAAAGGAGGUAGAUUUCAUGGAGCAGAGGCAAAGGUACCUGAGAGCAAGAGUAUCCAGUGUUGAUCCACUGCUGUCCAGUUAAAAAAUAAAGGCCAGGGUUUGAGAACAUGAAGUUUCUGACCACAGGAUUAUUCCAUUCUGUCUCGGGAGGAAGAGGUUCCCACGCACUGAUCUGUGCCACGAGGUCACCCAAUGCCAUCAGCUCACUUUUUCCACACUAACUCAAGCACCCUUCUGAUUCUCAAAUUAACAACCUAGAUAUUGAGAGAAGUAAGAGAGCAUCUAGACUGGUGUUCUUUGACUAUUUCCAGGAAGUCUUCUCUAAGAGCAGAGAAAAUAAAUCACUACCCAAAGGUCUCUGACGUUGUCUAAAAUUCUUUAAUUUUGGGGGGUUGUAACUUGAAAAUUUUUACAGGCCUUAAACAAACAGGAAUUUCAUUUGCUUUGUUCACUGCCUUUGCCAAGAGCUUAGGAAGGUGCCAGCAGAGAGUAAGCUCAAUAAAUGUUUGUUGAAUAAAUUAAAAAAAAAAAUUUGUUAACUGUUUAACAAUAACAGAAUGAAAUGUUUUAAUCACCUCCUAUCAGGAACUUCAAAAUAGGUUUUCCUGUCUGCUUCCUUAUUUAAUUACCACUGGUCUGAAUUUAUUUAUUUCCUAAAAUUGAGCCACCUGAAUUUACAUUGUAUAGUCAUUUCUCUUCUUGUCAUAGUGUCACCAUAUUUUUAGCACUUAAAAUGUGCAUAGAAAUUGAGAUCAUUUUUUUCACUCUUUUGUAAACUUUAUAAGCAUAAUCACUGAGGCAAGAUACAAGAUCACUACCAAAGAGAUAGUAUUCCUCUAUGUUUGAAUUGACUGCUGGUAGAAAUUUUGUUAAGUAUCUUUUAGCUGAAAAGUUGACGUGUUAUAUGAAAUAUUGCAAGGCUGUCUCUUUUAUUGUCUUAGGAGAAAAACAGUUGAAGGGCCUUUGUGAAGGAAAAAAAAUAACAGUACAUGGACUAACUUUUAUCACAGGUCAUUGAAUUAAAAUUUCCAAAAUUUCAUUGUCGAUAAGGUCAACUCUUUACAACUCUCACACUUUAAUUCUGCUGCAGUCUUAUCACGCCCAGUGAAAGCUUUCACAAUUUCACUUUCACAGAGAAUUCAAUCUUAACAAGUUUUUGCUAAAUAAGCCAACUCUGAGAACUGCUGUUUUAUCAUUAGCCAAAGCAGUGAUCCAUCAUUUUAACCCAUAUUUUAGCCAUUUUUACAAGUUUUUAAUUCUCCAUUUAAAAAAGAGUAAUUCUACUAAAUUGAAAAUCUGA